AUGGGUAGAGGCAAGAGGGAUGCGGAUCCGCGAAGACGAAGGAUUUUAGCACUCAAGAAGGUCAAAGUGUCUGACCCAUCAGUACAGCUUCUCCCUCUCUUUCCCUCUCUUCCUCUCUCUCUCUCUCUCUCUCUCUCUCUCUCACUGUUCGUUCCCCGGCAUUUCCUUCAAACUUUCAUUCAGUCUUUCAUGUUACUUAUUUACUAUAUUUCACUACAUCAGUCUAUACUUUUUCUUUUUUCUUUGUUUUUCAUUCCUUUUCUUCUCUUUUCUUCCUUUUUCUUUCCUUUUCUUCUUUUGUCUUUCCUUUACUUCCCCUUUUACUUUUCUUUACUUUUCUUUUCUUACCUUUUCACUUUCUUUUUCUUUCCUUUUCUCUUUUUUUCCUUUUCUUCCCUUUGUCUUCUCUUUUUCUUUGCUUCCCUCUCUCUUUCCUUUUUCUUUUCUUCGUUUUUUUCUUCUCUCUUUUUUCCAUUUCUUCCCUUUGACUUUCCUUUGCUUCCCUUUCUCUUUCCUUUUUCUUUUCUUCGUUUUUUUCUUCUCUCUUUUUUCCAUUUCUUCCCUUUGACUUUCCUUUGCUUCCCUCUCUCUUUCCUUCUUCUUUAA
This is a messenger RNA of Acanthosepion pharaonis, 606 nucleotides long. Lineage: Eukaryota; Metazoa; Mollusca; Cephalopoda; Sepiida; Sepiidae. The record is from the annotation of a GenBank genome assembly.